UGUUUCUCCAAUCAAAAUGGCCUUUGCUUUAGUCGUAUCCUGAGUUUCCUCCCGACAGAACCCAGAAAACAAAAAAAACAUCAAUCAACCGGAGAUCCGGAGAUCCGGAGACCCACACCCACAGAGUUUCCCAACAACCAACAAAAUUGAACGUGCAACCAAAGCAACCACCAACUGAGGCCGCGAACGGAGGGGAGGAUCCCUGUGCUGGUCGCUCCUGCUGCUGGGCAAUGGCAGCCAAAACUGGUCCCUGGCGUCCCCCGGCGAUGAUGGACUACAGCUUGGGCAUGGCCAUGCGCCACCUGUGCACAUCGUCGCAGUGUCCGUGCAGAAAGUGCAGGGCACGCCACAUGUCGCAGGCCAGAGCUCCUGCAGGCACGGGCAACGGCACAGGCAACGGCACAGGCAACGGCAACGGGCCAGCCAGAGGAACUCCACCAGCGUGCAGCGGACGAAGCAGUCCCGGCCCCAUCCACAACAUCGAAUCCAGGCACAUGAACUUCACCGGCAAGAACACGUUCGGCGAGCGGGACAGCAGUCUGCCGCAGGGCAGAAUAAGGCCGGAGGUGGACGACAUCACAUGCAAUGCGGCCGCUGUGCUAUCGUCGUCGUAUGUGCGCCACUCGAAUCUCCGCGACACAUUUGGGGUGCAGGUGCCGCACGGCACCGGCGAUUUGGUUGGCCCCGGCCACGGCCUCUGCAGUGCGGACAUGCGCUGUGACGAGAGCUGCGGCUAUGGGACGGGCUGUGCCGCCGGCUGCGCAAGUCGCAGGCAGCCGGGCACACCGCCAGCCAGAGUCGAGGGCAGCGGCUUCAGUGGCAGCGGCCUGGCGCUCGCCGCAGCAGCGUCCAGCGCCUGCGGCGGCAGGAUAAGCGCAUUCGAUGGCAGCGGCUUUGGGGCACCAAACGGUUCCGGCGGCGGCGUAAGCGGCUGCGGCAGGAGAGAGUUUGGUUACAGUGUCACCAGCAGUGGACUCGGCGGCGCCAGCAGCCUAGUCCGUGGAGGUGGCAGCGGUUUCAUCGGUGGCCCGGGCAGCGUCUCACGAGCGGGCGCCAGUCUAACCGGUGGCGUAGGCCCCGGCGGAUAUGGACGGGGUCGGGGUUUCGUAGAGAUCGAAGAGGCCACGGCUGGUGGUGGACGCCCGCCACCGGGUGCUGGUAGAGAGCCCAACAAUACGCUCCGCGGCCCCGUGGGCAUUGAUUUGUUUCGGAACGAAGGCAUCAACCUCGCACUCACCUUCAUGAUCGAGAUCAUGGGCGUGCUCAUCUUCUUUGCCGUCUGCACCAUCAGCUUCUGGAUCACACUGGGCUACUAUGUCGUCAAGCUAUUGGUGGACUUGAAGAACGCGGACAAGCGCGUGAAGACGGCCGUGGCCAUACUGGUGGGCCUGCUGCUGAUUGCCUUUCUGGUGACGCUGGUCACGAACCGCGAGGGGGGCUUCUGCUGCCGCAAGAGUCGGCCCAAGGCCAAGAGCAGGUGGAGCCUCAACUGUUGUCCCAGGCUCAAGGGUUUGAUCGGCAGCUGCCCCAAGCACAAGCCCAAGGCCAAAGCAAAGGUUGUGGUAGUGCCCGUCUGCCCCAAGCCAAAGCCACCCGCAUGCCCCAAGUGCAAGGCGACCCCGAAAUGUCCCGCGUGCAAGGCAACCAAACCGGCGAGCUGCAACGUCAAGCCAGUGGCCUGCAAGCAGAAGGCCAAGCCAGCGCCCAUCAAGGUGGGCAAAAAGCCCGUCAAAUGCUGGCUGGGCAAGUGCAACAUCAAGGCCACUUCGUGCCCCAAGAAAGUGCGCUACACGGACAAGCAGGGACGUGCCAUAUUCCAGAACUCCAAGCGGUAUGCCAUACCCUGUGAAAUGAAGCAGCCGCCGACGGUGCUUAUCUGGCUAAGGGAUCUCAUUUUGAAUCUGCUGGGCUACUGAUGGCCGAAUCACGAGAAGCGAACACGAGAAGGGCCAACGAGAAGGGACAACGAGAAGGGACAACGAGAAGGGACAACGAGAAGGGACAACGAGAAGGGACAACGAGAAGGGAACGGAAACGGGGGAUCAGGAAAGCGGAACAAACCAAAAUUUUGAAGUUUCAAUAAACACUCUAGUUGGCAUGGAACGAACGGGGCUUAAGUGGUGGCCAUGGAGGUGUGGCUUCAACUGGGGGGGAUGGCCAACCUGAGUGGGAUCCAUGUCUUGGUCGGUCUGUUUCGGUUCACCGAACCAUAUACAUUGCUUGGGCAUGAGACAGCAAAGUCGGGCACG
Molecule: messenger RNA, 2249 nt
Organism: Drosophila obscura
Lineage: Eukaryota; Metazoa; Arthropoda; Insecta; Diptera; Drosophilidae
Exons: 3
Coding region: 231-1916 (561 amino acids)
Source: RefSeq, a predicted model, not a curated record